GAUGCGAGGAGCCGCGGCUGCUGGUGCCUCCCGCGCCCUGCUUCCUCUGCGCCCAACCUCCGCCGCCACCGCCCAGAGAGCAUGAGCGGCGCAGGGGCCCAGCCGCAGCCGCCGAGCCCCUCGGGGCCCGGCGGGGAUUCCCAGCCCUCGGACCCCGCGGAGCCUCCGGCUGCUGCCCCUCCUCCUCCUCCUCCUCCGCCGAUGCUGAGCGUCGACUUGCCCGCUCUGGUGUCGCAGUUCGCUCGGAGCUUCGCGUCUCUUCCCGUCUACGUGCUGGGCUACCUGGGGCUGAGCUUCAGCUGGGUCCUCGUCGCCCUGCUGUGCGUCUUCUGGCGGAGGCACCGGAGCGGGAAGAGCUCACGCCGGCCGGCGCUCGCCUUCCUGCAGGACGAGGAGCGCGCCGUGAGGCUGACCGUCCACAGGAGACUACCCGCGUGGGUGCACUUUCCAGACACAGAGAGAGCAGAAUGGCUGAACAAGACUGUAAAACACAUGUGGCCUUUCAUUUGCCAGUUCAUUGAGAAACUUUUCCGUGAAACAAUAGAACCAGCAGUGAGAGGAGCAAACAGCCACCUGAGCACCUUCAGUUUCACAAAAAUUGAUAUAGGGGAUCAGCCUCUUAGGAUUAAUGGUGUUAAAGUGUACACUGAAAAUGUGGAUAAAAGGCAGAUAAUCUUAGAUCUUCAAAUCAGUUUUGUUGGCAAUUGUGAAAUUGACUUGGAGAUCAAGAGGUACUACUGCAGAGCUGGUGUGAAAAGUAUACAGAUUCAUGGCACUAUGAGAGUUAUAUUGGAACCUCUGCUUGGAGAUAUGCCUUUAAUCGGAGCACUGUCUUUAUUUUUCCUUAGGAAACCGCUUUUGGAAAUUAACUGGACAGGACUGACCAAUCUUCUGGAUAUUCCAGGACUAAAUGGUUUAUCAGACACUAUAAUAUCAGACAUCAUAUCCAAUUACCUGGUGCUUCCAAACAGGAUCACUGUUCCUCUCGUCAGUGAGGUACAGAUUGCUCAGUUGCGCUUCCCCAUACCAAAGGGUGUACUAAGGAUACACUUCAUUGAAGCUCAGGAUCUUGAGGGAAAAGAUACUUACCUAAAGGGAAUUGUUAAAGGGAAGUCUGACCCGUAUGGAAUCAUUCGUGUGGGUAAUCAAAUUUUCCAAAGCAAAGUCAUCAAAGAAAAUCUCAACCCAAAGUGGAACGAAGUUUAUGAGGCCUUAGUGUAUGAGCACCCAGGACAGGAAUUGGAGAUUGAGCUUUUUGAUGAAGACCCAGACAAGGAUGACUUCCUGGGAAGUCUAAUGAUAGACCUAAUUGAGGUUGAAAAAGAGCACCAUUUAGAUGAGUGGUUUACUUUGGAUGAAGUUUCCAAAGGAAGAUUGCAUUUAAAACUAGAAUGGCUCACAUUGAUGCCUACUGCAGAGAAUCUUGACCAGGUUCUAAAAAGCAUUCGAGCUGAUAAAGAUCAAGCCAAUGAUGGCCUUUCAUCAGCGUUGCUUAUUCUCUAUUUGGAUUCCGCAAGAAAUCUGCCACAUAAUCCAUUAGAGUAUAAUCCAGAUGCCUUGAAGAAGUCUGCUGUUCAGAAAGCCCUGAAGUCAGGAAAGAAACUAAAUAGCAACCCCAACCCCCUUGUCUUGCUGACUGUUGGACACAAGGCACAAGAAAGUAAGAUUCGUUACAAGACCAAUGAACCUGUAUGGGAGGAAAAUUUCACUUUCUUUAUUCACAACCCUAGACGGCAAGAGCUAGAAGUUGAGGUCAAGGAUGAACAACACCAGUGUUCCUUGGGAAACUUCAAGCUUCCUCUGAGUCAGCUUCUUGAAAGUCAAGAUCUAACUAUGCAUCAGAGAUUUCAUCUUAGCAAUUCUGGUCCAAACAGCACUGUAAACAUGAAGAUUGCACUCAGGAUUCUUUCUCUUGAAAAGCAAGAGAGGUCUCCAGACCACCAACACUCAGCCCAAGUGAAGAGGCCCUCCGUUUCCAAAGAUGGAAGAAAAGGUUCUUUCAAGCCUCAGGUCCCCCGUUCUCCAGCAACUGACUUGAACAAACACCCAGUUACCACAACAACAGACACUGAUAAAAAGACUGAUGUGGUUGAAAAAAGCCAUCCCUCUAAUCCUAGUCCUCAGUGGCCAACAGAUCUCAGCAGAAGCUCAUCCAGUCUCCUUGCCUCCAACUUGAGCUAUUCUCCCAGCCACCUUUCAGUCAAAGAACCUACUCCAAGUAUCGCUUCGGACAUAUCACUGCCCAUUGCUACGCAGGAGCUGCGGCAGCGGCUGAGACAACUUGAAAAUGGCACAACGUUAGGACAGUCUCCGUUGGGACAGAUUCAAUUAACAAUUCGGCACAGCUCACAAAGAAACAAACUUAUGGUCGUGGUUCACACAUGUAGAAAUCUAAUUGCCUUUUCAGAAGAAGGAUCUGACCCCUAUGUCCGAAUGUAUUUAUUGCCUGACAAGAGGAGAUCAGGAAGAAGAAAAACAAGCGUUUCAAAGAAGAAUUUAAAUCCAGUGUUUGAUCAGGCCUUUGAUUUCAGUGUUUCAUUACCUGAAGUACAAAGAAGAACUUUGGAUGUAGCAGUGAAGAACAGUGGAGGUUUCUUAUCCAAAGACAAAGGGCUGCUUGGUAAGGUAUUGAUACCACUGGCUUCUGAAGAACUUUCCAAGAGUUGCACCCAGUGGUAUGACCUGACAGAAGAUGGUACAAGGCCGCAUAUUGCACCUUAGGCAGUUUGGGAUGCCAGAAGCUCCUGUUCAUAUACUUUUGCCAUCCUUUAUAUAUUUUAUCAACAUUGUUCACACAGAUGUAUUAAUAUUUUUUAUAACUCUUAGUUAUUAGGCCCAACCAACACUUCCCAAGAGUUUUAUAAUACUUGGACAUUAUAUGUAGGCUUAAGUCCG
Molecule: messenger RNA, 2895 nt
Organism: Lacerta agilis (Sand lizard)
Lineage: Eukaryota; Metazoa; Chordata; Lepidosauria; Squamata; Lacertidae
Gene: ESYT2
Product: extended synaptotagmin 2
Biological process (GO): lipid transport
Molecular function (GO): lipid binding
Source: RefSeq, a predicted model, not a curated record